AUGUUGAAACAUCUUCGACAGGCGGCUUUUUCAAUUAUUUCAAGAAUAUGCUCAAUUGCAAUUAAACAAUUGAAACUGUCGGAUUUAAUACCCGUAAAGAAUCUAUUUGUGACGGAUGAUGUACGGUGUUCAAUAUUACUCAAUUUUAAACAUUUAUUUUUAUAUAUUGCUUCACCUUAUAUUGUAUUUUUAUUUAAUAAUUUUUGUGUAAAACACACUCAUUCAUUUUUAAAAUUUAUAACACACCUUACUGCUCUUGGUUAUGUCACAAUCAUUCCAUUUAUGUUAUUGUUUGGUCCCUUCAUCGUGAUGAAUCAAUUGUCACAAGUACUCUCACGAUUAUUUCCAUUUAAACGUGGUUUAUCUCAUGCUUAUUGGGCACCAAAUAGUUGA
Molecule: messenger RNA, 393 nt
Organism: Didymodactylos carnosus
Lineage: Eukaryota; Metazoa; Rotifera; Eurotatoria; Philodinida; Philodinidae
Source: the annotation of a GenBank genome assembly